Molecule: messenger RNA, 1755 nt
Organism: Symbiodinium sp. CCMP2592
Lineage: Eukaryota; Dinophyceae; Suessiales; Symbiodiniaceae
Source: the annotation of a GenBank genome assembly
AUGAGCUUUUUGGCAUGGCUGGUGGCAGUUGCAGCCUCCGAAGCGCAGCCGCAGGGAGGCCCGCAGCUUUGCUCGCUGCGGCCGCCGCUGCCCAGGCUGACUGAUGAGCAGACGCAGCGAUUAGACCGCCGGGCUGCUUCUGCAGAGACAUCCUCCAGCAUCUGCCAGCAGGCAGACUCCUGGAACUUCGUGGAGGCCACAGCUGAGAGGAUUAUUUGGGAAGGAAGGCUGUUCAAUUCCAACCUCGAUGAGGAGCAAGUUCUGCAGCGUGCCACUUCAACCUACGAGGAAUGUCCUGGUGCUUUGCUCUUGGCACUUCUCGCCUGCGCGGCGCGUGCAGCAGCUGCCCGAAGUUUGGCCAUGCUAGACAGCUGGGAAGAUGCCUUUGCGGCCUGGAACAGCCUUCCGUGGACCAAGCCUUUGGCAUGGCACAACCUGCAGGAUCCUCUUGUUCGCCCAGCUCUCUAUGCAGCGGUGUCCCAGACAAAGGUGUUGAGGGCGUGCCUCACACGUCCGGAGGACAUUUGCAGCAAGGUGGUGAUGAUCGUAAUGCAGCAUUUGGAGCAUGCAGCGGGCAUGUCAUUGACGGUGUCGAGGGAGGCUUUUAGUAACCUCCCUGGCCAUUCGCAGCUUUCGCAGUCGCUCCUUGUCUUGACGAACUAUGCCCACCUGCUUACCGCCACUGACCUCUGUUCAGGGGCCAGGCUACUGGCACACCUCUUCACAGCCAGAAGGCUUAUCGACCUUGUCCCUGACAUCGGUGAGCAGCACGUGGCGGAGGCCCAGCUUCUCAUAGAGAAGCUCCACACGAAUGGCACCCUCUACGGGGACUUUGCUGGUGCUUGCAAUUCGCUCAGUAGAGACCUAGAAGUCCACCGGCGCUGGCUGAAGGCCGAACCUUCGUUGCCAGAGCUGCCACAGGUCGCCCGGGGCAUGGAGGAGCUCUUGCUCUGGGAGCGAGGCUUGGCCCCCGUCUUCUCCGAGUCCCAGAAAGACCUGGUGCUGGAGCGGAUCUUUGGCAUGAUCGGUACGUCUAGCCGUUUCUAUGUAGAAGUCGGGACGCAGUCUGGGGAGCAGUGCAACACGCGAUAUCUGAGAGUGCGCUACGGCUUUCACGGCAUCAUGUUGGAUGACAACUUCCGGAACAAGCACGUAAACUUGAACCGGCAGUUCAUCACCCCGGCGAAUGUGGUGCAAAUUUUUCGGGAGCACAACGUACCUCAGCGCUUCGAUCUCCUCUCCCUGGACACCGACGGCUACGAGUGGCUGCUCUGGCUCAAACUGAAUGAAGCCGGGUAUGCCCCGCGGGUCGUGGUGCUGGAGUAUGGGGAGAACCUGCCGUACACUGAAGAUGUUAUCAUCCGGUACACGACCUUCCCCGUCCACCGGCUCUGCCUUUCACAGCUGCAACGAUUUCCGAAGGUGUCUGGCGCGAGCAUUACGAGUCUGCUCAAACUGGGGCGAGCUUGGGGCUACCAUUUGGUCCACCUGGUGGCCUGUGGCACCAGCGACCUCAUCUUCAUCCGCGAGGAUGCUAUGGGCGGGCGCGCCUUUCCCGCACAGAACGACGCCGUGGCCUUGUGCCGCUUGAGCGCCUACCAGUGCGAGGCGAGUGAGAUUUGGUGUGCGACGCAGUGGCCGGGAGCAGCACCUCCGAGCCAGGACCUGCGAACCACCGCUGAGCUUGCACUGGCCGGGAACUACCAACUUCAACAUUCCUGGCCGAUGGAGAGGUUGCGAGAGGAGCUGUGCUAG